UUAUUAAUAUGCCGUGCUUAGCAUAAAACUGCAUUGACCUUCACCGCAUUCAAUUUAACUAAAAAUUCAACCGAAAAUUGAUUAUUUGGGUCAGAGAUAUCACGCUUUUAUAUGAAAAGGUGUCACGAUCGAUUAGGAUUGUUGAUCGAUUCCCGCAUUGUUGGGUGUAAAACGAAAACAUCCCAGUUUCAGGUAAAUUCGUAGGAAAAUUCGCUGUAGUACGAUGUUCGCUUAUUAUUAUCCAACAUACUUGUGCAUGCCAGUUUAUUGGAUGCAACCGAUCUAUUGGAUGAAACCGCAAAGUUCUGCUCAAUCUAUGGAGAUUCCUUUGAAUCUUCGAAGAAAACUAGAACUGGGACGACCUGCUGAUUUUUCAUUUAAAAAGUUGACACACAUCAAAGCUAUAGGAUUAGAAGGUGCAAGGUACACCCGAAUAGGAGGUGUACCAGAACGAGGUCCAGAAAAGCGCUUUUUAACGAAAUCCUUAUGGUUAAACAACAAUAAACUAAAAAGUACCAAAAAUAUCGACGAACUGGUUAAUGAGGCACUGGAGUACCCUAAAGAGCUUGGCUGGCUCGACUUUUCCUUCAAUUACAUCACUGAGAUACAUGAAAGCCUGCUGCAGUUUCCCAAUUUAAAAAUUCUAUAUUUUCAUGGAAAUUGCAUUAAUGACUUAAAUGAAGUGUUUAAAUUAAGGCCUCUAAAGGAACUUAGAAGUGUAACUUUUCAUGGAAAUCCCAUCGCAAAUCAUCCGAGGUACAGGAAUUAUGUGGUUUCUGUGCUGCCCCAAAUUGUGAAUUUGGACUUUACGCCGAUCACGCAGACGGAGAAACAAUUUGCGAUGCCUCCGGAGGUGGUUAGAAAACUAAAAGAGGAGAAGUUGAAGGUGGAAGCAGCAAAGAAGAAACCGCCGGAGCAACCGGCGAAUAAAUAACAUGUCUGUUUUUUAAUUAUACUUUUGUAUAUUUAUUUCCAAGGUUUUAUUGCGGAAUAAAAAUCUGCCAUAGUU
Messenger RNA from Anthonomus grandis grandis, 1009 nucleotides. Its product is annotated as leucine-rich repeat-containing protein 51-like. The transcript is spliced from 4 exons. The coding region runs from base 224 to 934 and encodes 236 amino acids. Gene Ontology annotation, molecular function: protein binding. The record is from RefSeq and is a predicted model, not a curated record. Lineage: Eukaryota; Metazoa; Arthropoda; Insecta; Coleoptera; Curculionidae.